GGGUUGUUUCCUAUUGGUCGGCGACGUGGUUGACGUAAUCAGGCAACAACAGGAACCGGAGGCCGCGAGAAGCGACACCGACAGAUCCCAGGCCUCAGGCCCCAGCUCAGUGAAUCACCAUGAAUGCCAUAUUUGGGAGGAGGAAGACCCCGGAGGAGAUGCUCCGGCAGAACCAGCGAGCCCUCAGUCGAGCCAUAAGGGAGCUGGAGCGGGAGAAGUUGAAACUGGAGCAGCAGGAGAAGAAAAUCAUCGCAGACAUCAAGAAAAUGGCCAAACAAGGACAGAUGGAUGCCGUUAAAAUAAUGGCAAAGGAUUUGGUGCGAACACGACGCUAUGUGAAGAAAUUCAUCAUGAUGAAGGCGAACAUCCAAGCUGUGUCCCUGAAGAUUCAGACGCUAAAGUCCAACAACACCAUGGCCCAGGCUAUGAAGGGAGUCACCAAAGCCAUGGCCACCAUGAACCAGCAGUUAAAACUGCCUCAGAUUCAGAAGAUCAUGAUGGAGUUUGAAAAGCAGACAGAAAUCAUGGACAUGAAAGAGGAAAUAAUGAAUGAUGCUAUCGAUGAUGCCAUGGGUGAUGAAGAUGACGAGGAAGAGAGCGAUGCCAUUGUGUCUCAAGUGCUAGAUGAACUUGGUUUGAACCUGACUGAUGAACUGUCCAACCUUCCGAGCACCGGAGCGUCGCUCAGUGUUGCUGCUGGGAAAAAAGCGGAGCCCGUGGUCUUGGAAGAUGCAGACGCUGACUUGGAAAAACGGCUUAAAAACCUCCGUAAAGACUGAGGGAGUCACUGAUUUUCCCUUUUUUUUGUGUUCAUAUUUUAAAUUGGGAGUUGGGGAGGGAGGAAUGCUACCUGCUCUAUAUAGAGAGAUAGUGAUUUAGUUACCUUUCUCGUUUCGUUUUAUGGGAAUGAUUGGUGAGCUGUGCAGCUGGAUUCUGCAGGAUCUCCUCUACCCUGUGACCAUGUCUGACACAGCACAGGGUAGCGGUGCCAGUAACAUAAGUGAACAAAACCCACUUAUCUCGUUGGGGAUAUGGGACGUCCUGUUGUUGAACACCAUUGAGAUCUUGUUUGUAAGCAGUUUUCUUUCUUUUCUCCUUCCUGCCCUCCAUGUUGUCCCUACUUCUGACCGUUAAACUCUCUCAAGCCCCUUACCCGAACGGAGUAUUUAAACUGGCACUGCAGAUAAAUCAGCCGAUAACAUAACCGUGUACAUACGUGGGAUCAUCUUUAAUUCUACUUGAGAUGUAGUGCCACAAUGUUGUCCCUAUCAGGAAGAAAAUCGGAUGUGUUUUGCCAGGCCCUGUGGAAAUGGCAAAGCUCCACUGACUUGCUGACAACUGUGUGCUGCUUCUCGACAUGCUGAUGAACCCUUACGAUCCCUGGUGUGGAUUUGGAGUUCCUGUUCUGCCCGUGUGCUCCUAAUGCCACACUGAUGCCCUGAACCUCGACUGCUGCUGCCUGUCUGACAGCGCUUUCUCCCCAGAAGGUGGCGUUCCCUGUCGAGGCGUACAUCUCUGGAGGGUGAAUCCAGGAGUGCAUCUCCUACCAACCAUUUGGGAAGUUAUCCCAGUCCAUCCUGACUCUCUGCAAACUUGAUCAAAUUGCUGAGUAACAAUUGGACACUCUUUCUCUCCUUAAGAUUAGCAUAUACAGGAGUGUGCAGUAAGCCCUCGGCAUGGUUGUAUGUCUGGUGCUUAUCUGUCCAUUGCUGUGCGACAGAUCGUUGUAAUGGAAUGUACCAAUGUAAACAUGAUUAUACCCUCCUGUUACAGGAGAGUAUAAUCAUGGUUAAAUUUGGUUGAAUACUAUAGUUGCAACGAGAUAGGUGGUGGUUUCCAAUGUUGGACUUGACAUGGGGAGUUAUAUGUAUAAUAAUAGCAGGACAGAAUGUUGGUCUUUGAAUUUGGCCUGAAUUAUGCACCGCUAUCCUGGUCUAAUUAUGUCGCAUUCUUAAACAACACUUUCACCCACUUGGUUGUAACAUCAUAGCAGCUUGAUUGGUAUUGAAUGGAAACGUGUCAUGCCAAACUAACAGCAAGAAUGAUUUAUUUUCUUCAUAAUCGGUGAGCUGUGGGAUUAGAUCAGAGUAUCUGAUCUUGACUGUUCAUGAAAAGCUGCAUUGUCAUUUGUACCAGAGCUUAGUCUGUAGGUCAGCCCUAAAUACUGCACCAUCCCAUGAAUGCCCCUACUGUGCAGCGAGAGACUGGCCUGAGCUAUCUGAAGUAUGGAAUGGCAGCAAAUGGAUCGCACCUUUUUAUUAUUGACCAACCAAUGGAAUGGGGUGAAGUCAGAUGGGGGUCUUUGGGUGCCAGGGAGUUGCCCAGUCUCCUGGGCACCUCCCUGAAUCGCCUCACCGUACUGUGGACGGCAUUCUGCUAUAUUCCAUUUGCUCUUCAUACCUAAAUCCUGCAAAUGCAGGCAGCAUGAACAGGGGUUUUCAGUGUAGCAAGUCCAUACUGUAUAAUGUUUCAACAGGCAAUUUAACCUGCAGGGAGCGAUGUUGGGUAGGGAAUACGCUGUUUGGCUUCAGCUUAACUCUCAGUAAAUUGACAUUGACCUGAACCAGUUUAGAUGAAAGGUUGUUUGUAGUGUCCCAGAACAGCAAUAGGCAACCUCAGCUGCACAAAGCAUUAAUCAUGGCUGUAUUUUAAAAGCUUGGACUGUAAAGUAUUAAUGGUUGGUUGAGUGAAUGCGAACAGUGCAAUGCCACUCCCUCCCCUUUGGGCUGUUCAGUGAAGUACCUAGAAGGUGGUUACGGGGUAAGGAGGCACUGUGGGAGGUCUGCAACCCGUGUCCAAAGCUCAUAGCUGGUCCCUCAACUCUCGGCUGAUGUGAAGAGGGCGGUUAUGUAUCGCUGGGUCUUGGGCACUGAGUUGAUUGUAAUGUGUAGGAGUGUAACUGCCUCCAGCUGUAACCCUGCAUUUCUCUUUUACUAAUGAAACCUUGCAAGAUGCCUUCUCUAUAAACGGCUGCUAUAUUGCACUUCUUGUAAAACUCCAUGUACUGUUAUAGUGACAGUCAAUACGACUAUUAUAUUCACCUUUAUCAGAACUUGGAAGAUGGGCAAAGUGCACUACAUAUUUUCCUUUUGCGAGGUGCUCUUCUAUUGGGGAAGAUUUUUGUUUGUCUAUGCACAAUCUUUUUUUUGAUCACAAUAAAUUAUGCAGUGUUUAGUCACUUCUGAAAUUUUACAGAA
Hemiscyllium ocellatum (epaulette shark) is the source of this 3197-nucleotide messenger RNA. It is a transcript of the gene chmp2a, whose product is annotated as charged multivesicular body protein 2A. The coding region runs from base 120 to 779 and encodes 219 amino acids. The transcript is spliced from 6 exons. NCBI's taxonomy places the organism in Eukaryota, Metazoa, Chordata, Chondrichthyes, Orectolobiformes, Hemiscylliidae. The record is from RefSeq and is a predicted model, not a curated record. Gene Ontology annotation, biological process: protein transport; late endosome to vacuole transport; endosome transport via multivesicular body sorting pathway. Gene Ontology annotation, cellular component: ESCRT III complex; multivesicular body.